Copidosoma floridanum is the source of this 4531-nucleotide messenger RNA. RefSeq names its product Ligand-gated chloride channel homolog 3 (gene Lcch3). The record is from RefSeq and is a predicted model, not a curated record. NCBI's taxonomy places the organism in Eukaryota, Metazoa, Arthropoda, Insecta, Hymenoptera, Encyrtidae. Gene Ontology annotation, cellular component: membrane. Gene Ontology annotation, molecular function: extracellular ligand-gated monoatomic ion channel activity; GABA-A receptor activity. Gene Ontology annotation, biological process: monoatomic ion transmembrane transport.
UCAAGAUCAGCCGGAGGAACGUAAACGAAGUGGCAGGAGUGAGCAGUGGGUACCGUCUGUGAGCUGAUGCCGCUGGUGUUUCUCGUCUUUGGCUGCAGCGCCAGUAAGACGAUGACGAGACUGCCGGGAGGACUAUUGGCCGGUGGGCUCGUGCUCAUACUCUUUGCUGCGGACUUGUCCCACAGGGUGGCCUGUUUUUUGCAGAGCGACUCGACGGAGAUCACCGACAGACUGGCGAACGUGACGCAAACGAUCUCGAGGAUCCUCGACGGCUACGACAUACGACUCAGGCCGAAUUUCGGUGGUGAGCCCUUGUACGUCGAAAUGGAUCUCACGAUAGCGAGUUUCGACGCUAUAUCAGAAGUCAACAUGGAUUAUACGAUAACGAUGUACCUCAAUCAAUAUUGGACGGACGAGAGGCUGGCUUUCUCACAGGAAAAAGAAAUUCUCACGCUCAGCGGGGAUUUCGCCGAAAAAAUCUGGGUGCCGGACACUUUUUUCGCCAACGACAAGCACAGCUUCCUGCACGACGUGACGGAGCGCAACAAGCUCGUGCGGCUGGCGAGCGACGGCCUGGUGACGUACGGCAUGAGGUUCACCACGACCCUCGCCUGCAUGAUGGACCUGCACUACUAUCCCCUCGACUCCCAGAACUGCACCGUCGAGAUCGAGAGCUACGGUUACACGGUGCUGGACGUCGUGAUGGCAUGGAAGGAGACCCCGGUGCGAGGCGUCGACGAGGCCGAGUUGCCCCAGUUCACGAUAAUCGGGUACGAGACGAACGACCGCAAGGAGAAACUGGCCACGGGCAUCUAUCAGCGGCUCUCGCUGAGCUUCAAGCUCCAGCGCAACAUCGGCUACUUUGUCUUCCAGACCUACCUCCCCAGCAUUCUCAUCGUCAUGCUCAGCUGGGUCAGCUUCUGGAUCAAUCACGAGGCCACCAGCGCUCGCGUCGCCCUCGGAAUAACGACGGUGCUGACAAUGACGACGAUAUCAACGGGGGUGAGGAGCUCGUUGCCGCGCAUCAGCUACGUCAAGGCCAUCGACAUCUACUUGGUCAUGUGUUUCGUCUUUGUGUUCGCGGCGCUGCUCGAGUACGCGGCCGUUAAUUACACCUACUGGGGCGCCCGGGCCAAGAAAAAGAGCAAGCAGAAAGAGACCGAGGAGAAAAAGACCAUCUGCUCCUCAAAGACCGGAAGCAAGGCAAACUCCCCGUUUCCCGGUACAACGGACGCGGACAUAAUCGAGCUGCAGGACCUGCGGCUCUCGCCACUGCCAAGCAUCAGGAACCGCUCGGGCCUGAGCAGCGUCGCGGGAACACCAGGUGGCCCGACCAGGGACCCCCUGCUCCAACACCAGCAGCCGCACCACCACCACCAACACCACGACCCGGCCAAGUUUCCCCCUAGCUUCCGGAUCGCCCGAGCACCUGGUUACAGCGUACACGCCAAGAGCCCCGGGUUGAGGUACAGGGGCGCGAGGCAGCCCAAACCCAAGGUACUGCACGCGAUAAAACGCGGCGCCUCGGUGCUCAAGGCCUCGAUGCCGAAGAUCAAGGACGUCAAUCUAAUCGACAAAUACUCGCGCAUCAUAUUCCCGGUGAGUUUCACGUUGUUCAACGCCGUCUACUGGAUCUUCUACGUCCUGUGAGGGAAAAACCGCAGAGGCGUGGCAACCAAGUGUGCCCCGAAAUGCUUAUCAUGACUCUCUUGCAUCGUAUACUUGCACCUUGUAUCGUGAAAAUGAAACGCACAUUUACACGACGAUAAGAUAUGAAAAGUGAACUUGAAAAAAAAAAAAAAAAAUGGUGUGGUCUGUGUUUGUGAGGGUAUACUAAAUAGUAUAUACAUUCAUGUAGGUUUGCGAAAAGUGCAGGCUUCUAUUAAGUUAGAAAAAGAAAAAAUAAAGUUGAACGAACGCUGAGACAAGCGCUAAUCGGCCGAUCGAUCAUUUUCCAGUGAAGCAAUAGAAAUAAGUGAUGGGGUUUGAUUAACAAUAAUAACAGUAAUAUUAUGAUAAUAAUGGUGGAGGACAAAGAGGGGUAAGUAUCAUAAUCGUAUUGCGAUUGCUGAUGGUUUUUCGCGAUUUGUUGGGUACAAUAUGCGGUACAAUGUAUGUUGUGUUUUAUUUGAAAACUCUUUAAUAAAAUACGAUUUUUAGUUUUAUAGAAAACAAUUAGUAUUAAAUGUAGCAUUGAAAAUGUCUAUAGGUAUUCAAAAUGUUUGGAAAAAUCAUCAAAGAUUUGAUUACAAGAGCGAGUUGACCAAAAAACUUUAGUUAUAGAAAUAAUUUGUGUUUAAAAAAAAAAAAAUUUUGUUGAGACACGUUUUACUUCUUUUGAUAAUUCGAAAAAUUUUUUUUCCCUCAAGAUGAAAAAAAAAAUGAUAGAAAUACUAAAAAAAUACUGGAUACACACUCUGAGUUUUUUUUUUGUGAAACUGCUUACAUAUAUAGACAUGAUGGACGAAAAUUGAAAAACUUAAAUAUAUUGGGAACACGUAAAUAAAUGUAUUUCAGGGGGCCAGUUCUAUAUACGUUGUGUCUAUAAGUGUCACGCAAACUGUUCAAAAUUGUAAAGAGAAAAUUAAAAGGCCCUAUACGUUUGAUAUGCACUGAACGAUGUUUAGAAAGAAAGCAUUUCUGAGAAAUAAAAUGCACCAAUGGAUCUAAAGCCAUUUUUGAACCGUAUGAAAAACCCACGAUGACACUAGCCGAUACAAUCGAAAGUACUCAAUUAUUAAUUAUUAAUAUAUUACUGAUAUAAUAGUGGAACUGGUCUAUGACGUUACAUGUGCUAUGAUAGCAGGGUACAAUUUAUUAUUAUUAUUAUUAUUGUUAUUAUUAUUAUUAUUAUUAUUAUUACUAUUAUUAUUCAAAAUUCUGUUGUCACUUGGGAAAAUUUGCCAGACUAAAAAAAAUGACCCUACAUUCAGAUAAACGAGAAAUCAACGAACAAUGUUAGUUCCGAAUUUUUCAUUAACACGUGAUAUGCCUCGUUGAUAAAAAUAUUAAACAAGCAUCCGCUUAUCUCCUCGAACGUAAUCCAAAUUCUUUUUUUGUAUGCAUAAAAUGAUGGAUUCUGCUAUCACCGUGUAUUUCUGGUCCAGUUUCAAUUUAAAAAGCUGCCAUAAAAAAAUAAAAAUUAUCGCAUUGUUAGCGAAUAUCGACGUCGUCUUGUUAAGAAAAAAGGUAUAAAAAAAAAAAAAAAAAUGUAACUAUAAAAAAAACGUAGCUAAUAUUAUAAUGAUGGGUGUUUGAGACAUAAAAAAAAAAAAUAGCAACUCAUAGGAUAAUGAUAUAUCUGUAAUAUGGUAAAAACUUCAUCAUAUACCAUAGUGCUUUUGAUCGAAUGUCACAGGAAUUUUUGUUGAUACAAUGAUGUAAUUGUUAAUAACAUUACAAAUAGAUAAAGAUCUUUAAUAAUAAAAGAUACACACUGCAUAAAUUACUGUAGUAUAAUUUGGUUAUAAUAAUAUAGUUUUGUUGGUGCUCACGUAAUAAUGCGGAAGCUUAUAUUUUUUUACUAGGCAAAAAAGGUUUAUUUUUUAUUCGUGCAACGUUUAGCCAAACAAAUAGAUCUGUUGAAUAUUAAUAUGUUACAGUUUAUUCACAAACCUCAGAAAAUAUGAAAAAUAAUAGAUGUACACAAUUUACAGAGUUUUUUAUAUAAAUAUUGAAAUAUUUGUACAUCCUUCGAAAGGAAUCAUAAUAUGAUAUGUAUAUUGUACAAAAUACGGUUAACCAUGUUAAAACUUGUGUUGAAGAUUUUAUGUAUCAUCGAGCCAUCGCAAUCAUCGCUAGACGAGUCCUUUGUAUUAAAUUAACAAAUAAUUGUAAAAAUAAUUUUAAAAAAUACACAGUUAAGAAUUAGAGAGUUUACAGAGUUAAAUUUAUAAUUAAUUUUAUUUCCACACAACAUUCAUCUCUAUAAUUGUAGGAUUAGAAAAAAAGAUGAUAAUAAUAUACUUAGUUUAAAAUAAGAUGCAAGCCAAGCUACAACCAUAUUACAUGCAAAAAACGUAACUUUAAAAAAAAAAGUUAUACAAACAAAAUUUAUCGUAGUUACAAUGUAUGUACGAUUCAAUUAGCAUAUCUAUAUCGAAUGUUACGUGAGAAUUAUACAUAUUAAUAAAAAAUAAUAAAUAAAUAAAUAUAAAUGAAGAGGAUUGUUUGGUGAUUGGUGACAAAAAAAAAAACGUACGACAAUAUGUUCCUAAUCAAGCCUGAAUAUACCAUGUUGAUCGUACAACACGUGAAAAUAUGGCACCAGCAGAGAUUGCACUCACAGGCAUGAUAUUUGUUUUGCGAUUUGUUAGCAUACAUGGGGCCAAUGACUAUCGAAGGAGGGCGAGGGAAGGGGGGGGGCAACAACUUGUGCACGCGAUACGUAUACGAUAAAAUUCUUACAUAUUAUGUCUGGCGCACGCGGCACAAGUUUACGAGCUGGUUUACCUCGAUACAGAAGCUGCCGUGAAAUCAAAGUAGCUAUAAAAUGAAUCAUCAACAUUUUUAUGAUUACUCGUGGUACAUG